This is a messenger RNA of Marmota flaviventris (yellow-bellied marmot), 1872 nucleotides long. RefSeq names its product leucine rich repeat, Ig-like and transmembrane domains 1 (gene Lrit1). Gene Ontology annotation, cellular component: endoplasmic reticulum membrane. Gene Ontology annotation, molecular function: protein binding. The record is from RefSeq and is a predicted model, not a curated record. Lineage: Eukaryota; Metazoa; Chordata; Mammalia; Rodentia; Sciuridae.
AUGUGGGUGGCAGUGGGCAUGCUCUGGAUCCUGGCCCUUGGGGGGUCCCACCAGGCCCGGGGCUCUUGUCCCUCUCAGUGCACCUGCGGCCUCCACAUCCUGGGUGAUGGCAGCAAGGCCAGGGCCGUGGUGUGCAGUGAUCCCGACAUGACCCUACCCCCAGCGUCUAUUCCUCUGGACACCUGCAGACUGCGCGUGGAGAGGACCGCCAUACGCAGAGUUCCUGGAGAGGCCUUCAGGGCAUUGGGCCGCCUGGAGCAGCUGUGGUUGCCCUACAACGCCCUCGCGGAGCUCAGUGUCCUCAUGCUGCGGGGACUGAGACGCCUGCGCGAACUGAGGCUGCCAGGGAACCGCUUGGCCGCCUUCCCCUGGGCCGCGCUCAGGGACGCCCCCCAGCUGCGGCUGCUGGACUUGCAGGCCAACCGCCUCUCGGUCUUGCCGCCGGAGGCCGCGCGCUUCCUGGGAAAUCUGACCUUCUUGGACCUCUCUAGCAAUCAGCUGAUGAGGCUCCCGCAGGAGCUGCUGCUCACCUGGGCUCAACUGAAGUCUGGGCCCUUCCUUCCUGGUCACCACGCCAGGCUUGUCCUAGGGCUGCAGGACAACCCUUGGGUUUGUGACUGCCAACUCUAUGACCUGGUCCAUCUCCUAGAUGGUUGGAUCCCAAACUUGGUCUUCAUCGAGGCCAAACUGAGGUGUGACACCCCACGUAAUCUGGCUGGAGUGGCCUUUAGCCAGCUGGAGUUGAGGAAGUGCCAGGGCCCAGAGCUCCGUCCAGGGGUGACCAGCAUCAAGUCCCCUUUGGGAAGUGCAGUAUUGCUGCGUUGUGGAGCCACUGGGGUCCCUGGACCUGAGAUGAGCUGGAGGCGAGCCAACGGGCACCCACUCAAUGGCACAGUGCACCAGGAAGUCUCCAGUGAUGGUGUAAGCUGGACUCUGUUGGACUUGCCUGCAGUGUCUAAACUGGACUCUGGAGACUACAUCUGCCAGGCAAAGAACUUCCUAGGAGCCUCUGAGACUCUUAUCUCCCUUAUUGUCACAGAGCCCCAGACAUCCACAGAACACACUGGGAUCCCAGGGGCAUUAUGGGCAAGGACAGGGGAAGGGGCGGAAGCUGCUGCUUACAACAACAAGCUGGUGGCCCGGCAUGUCUCGCAUAUUCCUAAACCUGCUGUCCUGGCCAUUGGGACCUCUAUGCCCAGCCUGAAGGAGAAGUUGGCCCUCCAGCACUUCCAGAUGGGUGCCCCAGGAGAGCUCUGGGAAGGGCAGGUUGAACCCCAGGAGGCACGGAUGGUGAAGUCACUCAAAGUGGUGGGGGACAGUUACCACAGAGUGUCCUUGGUAUGGAAGGCCCCCCAGGCUGGGAACACAACUGCCUUCAGUGUCCUUUACACCGUCUUUGGGCAGCAUGAUAUGCGUAGAUUGAUCGUGCCGCCGGGGAAGACCAGUGUCACCAUUGACGGACUGGCCCCCAAGACCAAGUACGUGGCAUGUGUCUGUGUGCGGGGCCUGGUGCCCCGAAAGGAGCAAUGCCUCAUCUUCUCCACCGACCAGAUGGUGGACGCCGAGGGCACCCAGCGGCUCAUCAACGUGGUGGUGAUCAGCGUGGCUGCCAUCAUCGCCCUGCCACCCACGCUGCUCGUCUGCUGUGGUGCUCUUCGUAGGCGCUGCCGCAAGUGCCGCACCCGGGGCACCACCGAGGCCACGGGGGCCUACGUCAACCUGGAGAGGCUGGGCCACAGCGACGACGGCUCCGAAGAGCUGUCUCGGCACAGCCUUAGUGAGGCCGACCGGCUCCUUUCCGGCCGGUCCAGCCUAGACUCUCAGGCUUUGGGGACCAGCGGAGGCAGAAGGAUGAACGAGUACUUCUGCUGA